Messenger RNA from Fusarium poae, 441 nucleotides. RefSeq lists its product as uncharacterized. Lineage: Eukaryota; Fungi; Ascomycota; Sordariomycetes; Hypocreales; Nectriaceae. The record is from RefSeq and is a predicted model, not a curated record. Bases 1 to 441 code for a protein of 146 amino acids. The transcript has a single exon.
AUGAGAACUGGUAGACUCCAUACUCCGGUUGAGAUACCCACAAAGAAAGCCUUCUUACAGACCCUUGCCUUGCCCAAUACGGCUCCAUCAGCUCUCCAGCUUCCAGUGUUACCCAAUGGAGCAGAUUUCACGUCGCUGCCUCCCCUGAUUAGGGCAAGCGUCCCAAAUACACUGCUUUGCAAACCCGCUACUAUUUUCCAAACCGUCAUCAUCUUUGUAGUGGUUCCUAGGGUAUAUCACUCGAUACACACCCCUCAACGAACCCGACAAGUCGGUCGACUUUGCAAUCCUCGGCCGCUCCCGCGUCACCCAUACUCCAGAGAUGCUGCCAACCCUGUUGCCCUUGCAGCAAUCAGUGCCGACACAUCAUGUUUUGCUGCAAACCUGCUGACGCUAUUCCCUAACACCCCCACAGACGCCUGGGAGGAGGUGUACUUUUAA